AUGCAAUUUUCAAUAUUGUUAAACACUCUUAACGGCCAGAGAGUGCCGCACUCGGCGACCAUACCCACCGUAUGGUACGCGCCUGUUGCCGGGUAUAUCAUAAACAAUUUUGCCAAAUGUAUUGCAACCAAUUUAGGCAUUGAAAACACGCCAACCAAUGAUCACUUCAACACCAUUGACCAGUCAUUAGAGCGAGGGUUCAGUGAUCUAAAAAAUAACCUAGAUAAUUAUGAUUACGCCAUGCAAACUUAUGUACCGGAUUUUUUUGAAAUGAUCGCGAGCGACACAAAGUUUGACACAAAUUACCACGAUAGCCUAAAUUCGAGCUACAAUAACCGGUUGGCCGGAAUCAGUCAAACAAUUAUAGGGUUGGCAGCGACUAUGAGAACCUUGUUUGCCAGCGCACCAAACGCCCAGUCAGGCCACUAUUCCGAUGACCUAGCUCAGGUUAGCGCUCAGUAUGGCGGUGCUGUGGGCGAUCAUCCCAAUAUGGUUAACAAUGAUACACAGCUGGCUUAUCAGCGAUGCAAUCGAGCGUGGUAUCAAGAUUUACGCCAACCAAUGAUGGCAGCCGUAAACGCUCAGAUACUGACCCGCCAGAGCCCAGAUGGUCAGUUGCCCGCAAAAUAUCAAUAUUUACAAACAGCUAAAACAGCGCUGGAGUAUGCGUUUGGUCAACUAGAUCAGAUACUUUCGGUUUAUAAUUAA
Medioppia subpectinata is the source of this 708-nucleotide messenger RNA. Lineage: Eukaryota; Metazoa; Arthropoda; Arachnida; Sarcoptiformes; Oppiidae. The record is from the annotation of a GenBank genome assembly.